This is a messenger RNA of Zingiber officinale, 1304 nucleotides long. Its product is annotated as transcription factor BHLH3-like. Gene Ontology annotation, biological process: regulation of DNA-templated transcription. Lineage: Eukaryota; Viridiplantae; Streptophyta; Magnoliopsida; Zingiberales; Zingiberaceae. The coding region runs from base 264 to 1055 and encodes 263 amino acids. Gene Ontology annotation, cellular component: nucleus. The record is from RefSeq and is a predicted model, not a curated record. The transcript is spliced from 4 exons. Gene Ontology annotation, molecular function: sequence-specific DNA binding; protein dimerization activity; DNA-binding transcription factor activity.
CGUACUGUCACUUCGUCGUCUUCCGGAAACACACAAAUUACCUGAAUCGAUGGCCAUCAGACAGGAAAUUUGCAUGGAAGAGAGAGAGAGAGAGAGAGAGAGAGAGCAGAGACCUUCAAAUCUGAGCUCCCAACGUAGCCUAUUGGAUAGCGCGAGAUGAGCAUUUAUUGGGAGGACUAUUAUUCCUCCCACCUUCGUCCUGGUCCUUCUUGCUUUAUAUAAACAACAGCGGCAGCCGUUGGGAUGGGACUAGCGAGAACGCCAUGGAGCCUGACGAGCAGAGCUUCUUCGACGAGCUGCUCUCCUUCCGCAGCGAUCCAUGGGAAGGCACCUUCUUCGAGCCUGCUCAAAUAGACACCACCGCCUUUGACUGUUUCUCUCAGAGCGCCGCCGCGCUCCUCCCGCCCUGUGCCGGUGUGUCGGUGGGCGCCGGCUGCCAGUAUGGCUACUUCAGAGACGUCCACUGCCCGACCGACUCUGGUUAUUCUCGCGCGCCGGAGGUCCAGCACUCCUCCUCCGUCCGGUCGGCGCUCGAUGGCGCCGAGCUCGGCAAGAGCGCGUGCAAGUUGGAGGUGCCGCCUUCGGAGUUCGGGCUGAGGAAGGCGAGGAAGAAGAAGUUCGAAGGUGUGCCGUCGAAGAAUUUAAUGGCGGAGCGGCGGAGGAGGAAGAGGCUCAAUGACCGGCUCUCGAUGCUCAGAUCUAUCGUCCCUAGGAUUAGCAAGCAGAUGGACAGGACGUCCAUUCUCGGCGACACCGUCGAUUACGUGAAGGAGCUGCUCGAUAAGCUCAAGCGCUUGCGAGAAGAGAUCGAUCUCACUCCGGAGCAAGCCAAUCUACUGAGCACCUUAAACUCGAGAGAGGUUUCGUUCGAGGUGGAAAGAAGAGCCAACGAUACACGGAUUGGAAUCUGCUGCGCCGCCAAGCCAGGCCUCCUGCUGUCGACGCUGAGCACCCUGGAAGUGCUUGGACUGGAGAUCCAACAGUGUGUGCUGAGUUGCUUCAAUGACUUCGGAAUGCAGGCAUCUUGCUCCGAGGUGAUCGGGUCGAGCUUGUAGGAGACGGGUCAGAGGACAGUUAAUAGCGCUGAAGACAUCAAGCAGGCACUCUUCAAAAAUGCAGGAUACGGAGAAAGAUGCCUGUAGAGAUGAACCAAAGAAACGUUUACCCUGUUGGUCGAAUUUAUGGAAGUUCAUCUGCUUCAAUGUGUUAACGAGGGUUAAUUAAUGUAAUGCAGAGUCCUUAAGAUCAUGGAAAUUUUAUUGAAUUUUUAAUCUCGAGGAAUAUAAUUUGUCUUUGUUGUGAAA